This is a messenger RNA of Styela clava, 2542 nucleotides long. Its product is annotated as (Lyso)-N-acylphosphatidylethanolamine lipase-like. Gene Ontology annotation, molecular function: peptidase activity; lysophosphatidic acid acyltransferase activity; carboxylic ester hydrolase activity. NCBI's taxonomy places the organism in Eukaryota, Metazoa, Chordata, Ascidiacea, Stolidobranchia, Styelidae. The record is from RefSeq and is a predicted model, not a curated record. Gene Ontology annotation, cellular component: mitochondrion; lipid droplet. Gene Ontology annotation, biological process: phosphatidic acid biosynthetic process; lipid homeostasis; proteolysis.
GUGGUAUGACGCUCUUCAUUUUAUGCUGAGUCACUAUUCUGGUUUGUUCUUACUGGUUUUAUGCAGGCUUGUGCUGGCUGGCGGUCUUAGUCAAAAGCCCUUGUGCGAAAUAUUUUUAUUCUGCUCUAGUCUGUAUUUGAUUUAUAGGAUACCGUAUUAAGAUCGGAGGUUUCCACCACUUCAUUUUGCUGGCGUCUCGCAGCCGCGUGUUGGACGUCAAGAAACAGUUUUGUAAAAUAAAAUAGGUACCGUAUUCAGUUUUCAACAUGACGGAAAAUAUGGAAAUUCAGUCAGCCGAUGGUCCGCAACGUUGCACCGAAAAUGGCUGGUUUUCGUGGCUGAGGUGGCGGCCGACAUCACUGAGGUCGUUGAUUAAAUCCGAGGAAAAAAUGAUGUCAGUUGUGAAGUCUAAACACCAGAAAGAGUUUGUACGUUUGCCAAACGGGAAUAUGAUAUGGACACUGAUGUUCAACAAAGAAAUUGAAGACAAGACUCCUUUGGUGAUGGUUCACGGAAUGGCCGGGGGUAUCGGACUGUUUGCCUUGAACUAUGAUGCACUAGUGGGAAAACGACCUGUUUACGCAUUUGAUCUACUUGGAUUUGGACGAAGUAGCCACCCAAAUUUUGAGAAAGAUGCAAUAGAUUCAGAGAAUCAGUUUGUCGAAUCAAUAGAACAAUGGAGAGAUUCCGUAGGGCUGAAUAAAAUGAUUAUUCUUGGUCAUAGUUUUGGUGGAUAUCUAGCCAGCAGUUAUGCUCUGAAAUAUCCAGAAAGAAUAGAACAUCUUAUACUUGCUGAUCCAUGGGGAUUUCCUGCAUGGAAAGCAGACGAUACAAGAGUACGGCGCAUACCAUGGUGGGCACGUGGACUGGUGAAAGUGCUUUCUCCUUUCAACCCCCUGGCAGCUGUGCGAGGAAGUGGUCCUUUAGGGCCACGUUUAAUUAGACUUCGUGGUGAUUUAGGAGAAAAAUUCAAUGAUUUAUCAGAAGAAGAUGAUCCUUCUCCUGUUUUUGAUUACAUAUAUCACUGCAAUGCCCAAAACCCAAGUGGUGAAGUCGGAUUUAAGAACCUCACUGAAAAAAUUGGCUUUGCAUUAAAUCCAAUGAUUGAAAGGAUAGGUGGAUUAAAGCCAGGAAUGCCAGUCAGUUUUGUAUACGGUGCUCGAACUUGGAUGGACAGUAAGUGCGGUAACCAAACACAAGAGUUACUCCCUGAUAAUGAUGUACAAGUAUAUUCUAUAAAAGCCGCUGGACAUCAUGUUUAUGCAGAUCAACCUGAUAAUUUUCACAAGGUCGUGAACUCUAUUUGUGAAAAUAUCAAAUAAAGGCCAAUAUAUGUAAAAAUCAUCCACCGCAACAAAAACCUGAAAGUAUUUUCAUGUACUACUUAUGUUUGCUUACAUCAUGUUCUAUUCACUUAUUUAACUUUAAUUCAAACCUCAAGGAAACGCUAAUGCUCAUCUCAAACAUCUCAACAGUAUGAUCAUGGCUCUUUAAUUAAUAGCAUAUAUGACAGAUGCAUGGCUUUUGCCUGACAUGAUUUUCUUUGAAAAAAUGUGUUUGAGUAUGCUGUUUUUGAUACUGAUUCAUGGAAACUACAAUUUUUGAUGUGGGGUAUUUAAUAUUUGUCAGUAAAUGCUGAGUAUCUUGAAAUCUCUUUUAUUAUACUGGUCACUUCUUUCUUAGUAUUUUCAUUACCCACUGUACACUGUAAUUAUUAUGGCCAAGUAUAUUUUUGGUCUAUUUAUUAACUGAAUAAUGCGCAGUGGAAAUGUGUUGAUAACAGAACUCCAAAAACGGCACUAUAACAACUACCUAGGUAAUAAAAGUGGGUAUUAUUGUUGUUAAAUUUCAACAUAUUACUUCAUUACCAUAUAUCUCAAAUGCUACAUUCGUAUUUGAUUUUCGAGGGACUUUGAAAUUGACAGACACUAAUUUCAUUUUAAAGAUCACAACAAUCCUCACUUCUCCUUCUUAUUGCACUUUAAUUCUAACUUUUCCUAUUUGUUUUAAAUGUUUUUAGCUCUUUUUUUCAUGUGCGAUAUAUUUUACUUUUUAAUUUGCUAAUUGUCUUGAUAGUAUCUACUAUAAAAAGGAAUCAUUGGGCAGCACGUUUUUCCUUUGUAAUUUUCAUGUGCGAUAUAUUUUACAUUUUAAUUUGCUAAUUGUCUUGAUAGUAUCUACUAUAAAGAGGAAUCAUUAGGCAGCACGUUUUUCCUUUGUAAUGUUUCAGCAAUCUUCAGCAACUUGGGAAGGUUCUUAUAGAUUAUUGACCAGAUUGUUAUUUUAUAAACUUGAUAUUAUGUGAUAUGUUGUGUGGGGACUUAAUUAUGACGCUUUAGUAAUAGCUUGAUGCGGGCUUAAUUAUAUUAGCCAAACUCAAAACAUCAAACAAUAGUGAUCAUAGGAGACCGAAUUAAAGGAAAAUAUUGAAUAUGAUUGGUCUCUCUUUCUUUUCGAAAAAUGAUGCCUGGCUGUGUUUAUAUUACAAAUGAAUAUAUUAUAAUGGUUCUUGAUUUUCGAAAAUACAGUUACAUGGAAUUGC